Molecule: messenger RNA, 2348 nt
Organism: Halichondria panicea
Lineage: Eukaryota; Metazoa; Porifera; Demospongiae; Suberitida; Halichondriidae
Product: ankyrin repeat and LEM domain-containing protein 2-like
Exons: 6
Coding region: 116-2227 (703 amino acids)
Biological process (GO): negative regulation of phosphorylation
Cellular component (GO): endoplasmic reticulum
Molecular function (GO): protein phosphatase 2A binding
Source: RefSeq, a predicted model, not a curated record
CUCAUAAUAUGGUGGGGGGCUUCAUUAAGAAUCUAAAAUAGGCUGCAGCGAAUAAAGUUCUGUUCUCAAUGGUUGGAUUUUAGCUACACUACUGGCUGUUGGAGGUAGUGCUGUCAUGGAGCAGUGGAGUGAUGAGGAGCUCCGUCAAGCACUGCAGGAGCACAGCUUGUUUCAAGGGAUCCCUGUGACAUCAUCUACCAGACAAUUUAUGAUCAGAAAACUGCAGGCUGCUCUGAAUACUCCUCCAUCUGCAUCACCUGCUGCAACCGCUUGUGUCCCUGAGUCCCCUCAAGUCAUUAACGAUCAAUCACAUUGUCCAUCAAUGAGAGCCAAAGGCUACUAUGGAGUAGCCGCUGUAUUGUCCACACCCAACGACGACGGAAGUACUGGUCAUCCGCACCUAUCUCCAUUCUAUACGAACAAGUCAGACGCACUGAAAGCCAUCAAAGGCAUACCAGGUGCUCGGUUCAAGAAAUUUGAUUCGCAAUCCAAAGCAGAGUCAUUCUCACAGCAGACUAUCAAUGAAUCUGGGAGGGACGAGAGGGAUUUAGGACAAGUCAGCUCACCUGAUAAGAAUUUUGAGAAAGCCAACACUUUUCCGAGCUUGAAGACCCCCGACUUGAACAUGUUUCGAAUUAUGAUUGAGAAAGGAGAUAUUGAGUCUUUCUUAAAGUGUGUACGGAGAAACCCUCGCUAUCUAAUUAACUCAGGAGAUGCCCCGGAAAUAUUGAAACCUCCCACUCGCUAUAACGCCCUUCACUGUGCAGUGAUUGCUGGUCAAGUGGACAUUUGCAGACAACUAUUGUGGGUUCUUCAAGAUAACAACUUUUGGGCAAUGGUUUACCCUGAUGAUAACCCUGAGAAUGUGAGACCCUCAAGAAAAGAACAUCUCUUAGAUCUCUAUCUCAACAUGCAAGACAAAGGGUUUGGUGAGACGCCUCUACACUUUGCCUGCAAAUGGGGUCACACAGAAAUUGUAGCUCUCUUAUUGUCCUUACCACUCACAAGCACAACCAUAAAGAAUAAAGAGGGUAAAACACCAGCUGAGAUCAUCUGUCAGAAGCAGAAGAACCUGGAAGUUAAAACCAAGAUUGAAGAAUUACUAGCAGAGCCUGAGAUUUUCUACGUGCCAGUUCUUCGCACUGAGGACAACUCUACUCCUCCUCGGCUGGGUCAUCCUGUGACGUUAGGGCAGCUGGACGCCAUCGAGUCACAGGUGGACGGUUGUGAGCUGCCCCAACUCAGUAACGGACUGGCUGGGCCAAUGUCUCCCAAGGAGGCCAAGCACUUUUAUCAGGAUUGGAGGAGCCCCGGCCGGAGCACUGGGGGGACGAGGGAGCUGGUCAGAAUCAAGCGGGCAGAUUCUGAAAGAGGAAUGGAAAGAAUUGGAAGACAACUGGCACACAAGAGUAAUGUUGGGUGGACUGAAUAUUGGGACUUCUUGGGAACUGCUUGUGAUCUUUCAAAGCCUGAAGGGUUUGAACUGUUGGAAGACUAUCUUCAAUGUCGUUCCGGUAAUGAUUGUAUGGGCCCUGUGGACAGGGAGAGCCCUCUCAUCGCAACACAGAACUCCAUAGCUGGUGUGGAGAACAGCAGGAGCAGCAGCAAGGUGUCAUGCAAGUUGUUUGAUGAAGAUGUUGUGGAAGAAGCAGGCGUGACUAUGGAAGACUCUCCGUACACCUCGCCUGUAGAUGCUGAUGUCCUGUCUGAGAUAUUUUCACAAAAAGCUUCCCUUCGCGUGGAUGAAGAUCCCGUGUUCAUUUCAGGGGACUCCCCUACAAAGUUGGACUAUGACGUGUUUCUUGCUUUCUGUUCUGUGACUCCUGAUCCCUUGGAGUAUCCGUGUAUUACAAAGUGGCUCGGUUUGUUGGACAACUUCUCCGAAGAAGAUAAGAAAACUUGGAAAACUCCACGGAAGCUACCGUCAGACAACACCUCCACCUCUACCCCUCACCCCGUUAGUCCGCUGGUGUUCUCAAGUCCAUCACUGCAGACCUAUGGGAGCUCCAGUCCUCUGGUUGCUUCUGGCACGUCUCUCGGCCGAUCCAGGAACAGUACUAACAACACUCCCACGAUGGUCCGCUACUGGCCAAGACAGCCGACCACCCCCCAAGGAAGGACCCCCCACUCUCUGAAUGGCAGCAUCAGCACUACCCCUCGUCGGAACGCUCACAUUAUGACUCCCACUAGAUACGGAAAACUUUCCUAUACCCCUAAAAUUUUGUGAUACAUGAUUAGAAAUAUUUUCUUGCCAAGCCAUUAUCACUUGAUUAUGAAAUAAAUAUUCAUCAUCAUUUAACAUCACUUCAUGAACAUUCUGGCUAAGAAUUAUUUGUUGUUCGAUAUUA